GCGGGGUGGGGCGGGAUGGAGCUGCGGGCGGCGCAGUCCUCCUGCCCCGCGGUCACUCCGCGCUUGUCCCGCAGGGCGGACUCCUGUGCGUGCGAGAUGGAGUGGGUGUGGGCGCUCGUGCUACUGGCAGUGCUGGGAGGUGGCAGCGCCGAGCGCGACUGCAGGGUGAGCAGCUUCCGAGUCAAGGAGAACUUCGACAAGGCUCGUUUCUCUGGGAUCUGGUAUGCCAUCGCCAAAAAGGACCCCGAGGGUCUCUUUUUGCAAGACAACAUCAUUGCCGAGUUUUCCGUGGACGAGAAGGGUCAUAUGAGCGCCACCGCUAAGGGCCGAGUCCGUAUUCUGAGCAACUGGGAAGUGUGUGCAGACAUGGUGGGCACUUUCACAGACACUGAAGAUCCUGCCAAGUUCAAGAUGAAGUACUGGGGUGUAGCCUCCUUUCUCCAGCGAGGAAACGAUGACCACUGGAUCAUCGAUACGGACUACGACACGUUCGCUCUGCAGUACUCCUGCCGUCUGCAGAAUCUGGACGGCACCUGUGCGGACAGCUACUCCUUCGUGUUCUCUCGUGACCCCAAUGGCCUGACCCCAGAGACUCGGCGGCUGGUGAGACAGAGACAGGAGGAGCUCUGCCUAGAAAGGCAGUACCGGUGGAUCGAACACAAUGGCUACUGCCAAAGCAGACCCUCAAGAAACAGUCUAUAGCAACAUCAAGGAUGUGAAGUUUCAUUUGACAACUUCCGAUUAACUCUCAUUCAAUCUUCGACUCUAUUUAUCUUAGAAGUUUUACUUUCCCACCCCUCCUUACCUUCUCCAGGUGGACAUUAUACUAUCAUUGGUAGGAUAAAAUAUGCUUGGGAGUGACUGAAUCUGUUCACACAACUGUAUAUCAUACUGAAGUUCCCAGAGAGACCGCUUGAGGCUUGGGAUUCCGAACUCAGUUUAUUAAACGUAUAGUCACCAUC
Phodopus roborovskii (desert hamster) is the source of this 962-nucleotide messenger RNA. It is a transcript of the gene Rbp4, whose product is annotated as retinol binding protein 4. Gene Ontology annotation, biological process: retinol transport. The transcript has 5 exons. Lineage: Eukaryota; Metazoa; Chordata; Mammalia; Rodentia; Cricetidae. The coding region runs from base 16 to 702 and encodes 228 amino acids. Gene Ontology annotation, molecular function: retinol transmembrane transporter activity; retinol binding. The record is from RefSeq and is a predicted model, not a curated record.